UGAGCCUACUCAGCAGUCAUUUCAAUGGCCGUGCCCUCGCGCAAGAAUGUGCACCGCGCUCAGCGCAAGAAUGUCAAGAAGCACCGCCCUGAUAUUAUUGUGAUUGACCUCAAGGACCAUGUGCUGGGGCGUGCUGCGGCUGUAGUCGCCAAGCAGUUGCUCCUGGGAAAGAAGAUCACCGUGGUGCGCUGCGAGCAGCUCAACAUCGCGGGCACGGAGAUUCGUAACAAGAUCAAAUACCUCCAGUUCCUCCGCAAGCGCAAGCUGACCAACCCCACGCUAGGUCCCUUCCACCACCGUUCCCCCUCGGAUAUCUUCGUGCGCACCGUCCGCUCCAUGCUGCCUCGCUACACCAAGCGUGGUAUGAAGGCGCUGCACUCUCUCGUCGCCUACGAGGGUGUGCCUCCGAACGUUGUCCGUACCGGCGGUCGCGUCGUGAUUCCACGUGCGCAGCGCCACAACUGUUACCGCUCGGAACGCCCAUACACCGUCCUUGGUAACAUGUGCAAGCAUGUGGGCUGGAAGUACAGCGGCGUUGUUGAGAAGCUUGAGAAGGCCCGUAUUGAGAAGGCGCAACGCCACCACGAUAAGAAGGACAAGCUUCGUCAGGCUUGGAGCGAUGCUCGCAAGGAGGCGCUUCAGAAGAUGCCCAAGCAUAACGUCGAGGUCCUCAAGAAAUUCGGUUAUGCCUGAAAACGCUGAUGAAAAUGGAUGACGCAGAAAGAAGUGCCGACUACCAUCGACUACGAGAACUCUGAGUAUGUUACAUGAUUAGCCUUUUAUUUUUCUAAAGAAAACCGUAUACAUGCGCAUGGGAAGGUGAUCAGGUUUUUCUGAUAUACCUUUAGCCUUUCUUUGCGGUAGUGGU
Messenger RNA from Phytomonas sp. EM1, 868 nucleotides. The record is from the annotation of a GenBank genome assembly. NCBI's taxonomy places the organism in Eukaryota, Euglenozoa, Kinetoplastea, Trypanosomatida, Trypanosomatidae.